AUGGCUCAUCCGCAUCCUGAAUUUCCCCCCGUGCGACUAUCGGAUAUCGAUGGUUUGUUAUCGGAAAAUGUUCUCGAUUCGUCCAGUGGAAACAAGCUGAUAGAGUUCAUUCGCAACAGAAAUGGCCAGGCAAAACGGCCCAGGCUAAAUCAGUUGUUUCGCGAAGACGACGCACCGAUUCAGUUCCGGUUUGACAACGUCCUGCGGUCUCCGAACAGGGAAACUAAACAGUCGGGUGGCGCUGGGGCAGUCGCUAAAGCAACCCCGAUGGUGACCCCGGUGGUGUCUGUACAGUCAGAUGUGACUAUAUCGGAUGAUGGAGUUGAGGUGUUACCACCAUCACCCAAUCCACCUGUGUCAGUGUUACAGAUCGACAGCAGAACACCCUCUUUUCUCAGUCCUCGUAGAGGGAUGCCUUCGUCUGUUUCAAGCCCUCGCAACCAACGCACUGCAGCUGCGACCAUCGGCGGAAACUCUCCGAACCAGAGCAGAUUAGGCAGAGUGCCGCUUCGUAAUUCUGCCAUCGAAUCAAAUCUCAACCGCUUAGCAGUGUUGAGAGAGUGCCAGCGGUCCAACCAGUUGAAGUGUGAAAGAUUGCGACAUCUAAUAUCGAGCACACCCAACGCGGGCGAUCGCCAGGAGCGAAGCGAUGAAAAUUUCCUAAGUAUCAAAGAGACAAUUUCUCCCAUUUCGGAAAGCUCUCCGGCGGUGCAGUGUAAUGAGCCGGUACCGACUGGUGCUCCAAAAUCGUCUAUCCCCGACGCUGCUCCCAAUGACAGCUUCGUUCCGGCCACACAAGAUCAAGUGGACGGUGAUGAGCGAAACAACCGGGCAACAACUCCACCCCGUGGUCAAGAUGUGCUUAUUGUUCCGGAAACGCCUAGUCCAGUACGCAGAGCACCCAGCGUAUGCUCCACGCCCCUCAGUGGGUUAAGGGUCUCACCCGGAGGCCGUUCCGAUGUACGCAGGAAGUCCAUCCAACAGCUGCUGGAGGAGGAAAACCGUGAGGUCCUUGGGGAUGGGAAUAGUUUCUCGACGCCGAGACAAAGCAUUUUAAGGAAACCCGUUUCCGAUGGCUCGACUCCGGUGCGGAAUCGUGUCAGUUUUGCCGCAAAGUUGCACGAGAUUCGUGAAGUAUCCCCGAACUAUUUAAGAUCACCGAGAGAUUCAGAUAUAACAUCGGAUGAAAGCUCCGAAGAAGAAGCUGCAAGAGAACCGAGUCCCAGCCCUAAGCAGUUGAAGAAAGCGACGCCGUCCGCUCGCCAGCAGCGGCGAGGUGAUUUAGAACGAUCUAGAGACAAAUUGCAAUCUUCUGCGGCGCAUAGGAGGCUCGAAUAUGUUACGCGUAGCCCUGAACUGGCCAGGAAAAGUAUGACAGUGACCGCCAACACCGGUGCCGCGAAAGAGCAACUAGCUUCUGAGCGUUCGGAGGAUAACGCUCCUGCACCGCUUAUCAGUUCACCAGCCAAAUCAUACCGAAACAAAGGUGAAGGUGUUAGCAAGGAACUGCAGUCACCGAGAUCAUCGUUACAAGGGCAGCAACAUGAUCACGAAGAGCGUCAAGAAAGCAGAGCCCUCAGAUCGCAAGAAACCAUCGACCAUAUCGACCAGAUGGAGGGCAACAAAGAACUAGCUGAUUCAUCGGGUCCUCAAGGAACUGCAACAACGAGAGCAAAUCGAACUAACCGGAAUACGAUUAACAUGAUCGUCGACGAGUGGAGUCAUGAAAUGUCUGCCGGAAGUGGGAACAAUUUAAAUGCGAUGCGUAACAACUGCUUAUCGUCGUCUGUGACGAGCCCUGUUCCGAUCGCCAAUAUUGACACUCCGCGUGCUAUUGUGCACGAGAUCUUCGAACCACCGUCUGCAUUUGGCGAUGACACUGAUGCUGCACACGGAACUAGUGAGGCAACCGGAAUGGAAACGGCUGAACGCCAGAAGGAUCAUGUUUCCCCUCGAAAGCGUUCUCACGAAACAAGUUUGGCACCGAACGCUCGUGAUGAGACUACUGUUGAACCGUUAGAGACUGACUCCAUCGUUCGCAGAAAUCGGAUCAUGGGCUCCUCGCCACACGAUCAAGUGUCGGUGAAAAUGCUCGCUUUGGUGGAUGAGAUACUCAUGAGCCAGGACGGUCCACCCGUUAAUACAGGCAGAGGCCAAGACGAACGCCGCACAACGUUAAAUAUGCAAAAGAAGAAGAAGCGCACCGCAGCGAAGGUGGAUGCGGAAACGGUUAGCUACUUCAAAACGGUGGAGGAAGCCUGCAAGGAGAAAGUGGUAGAAAAGCUGCAGACACGCAGGGACCGUCGCAAGCUGUUUGGUAAGGAGAUUUCUGCGAAUGAAUUGCCCGAAUCAGUGGCCGUCGGUGAGCUGACUACGGCGGAACCGAUGUCGAUGGUCGUAGACGAAGUAGAGGUUCAACAAUCACGCCUGGAGAAUGAAAUGCGGCCAUUGCAAGUGCAUGUUACGCGACUAUCAAAAGAAACCAUCAAACGGGCCCUCAAUGUCAGCCAGUCGUUGGUAAGUCACAACAGCAGCCCACCAAGGGUGACAGCGGUCCCUCACAGCCCAGUGCAUGAGAAGCAAAACACGGAAACAUUGGAGAAGCGCUCUGUUACGCUCGUUGGUUUGAGCGCGAUAGAGGAGAAAGAAGAUUCAGUAAAGGUGGCCAAACCCUCAAAGAAGCUUGGCAGACCAAAGGGUAAAAAGAAUUCCGUGAAAGCCCUACCGAUUACGACGAAGGAUUUAAAAGAUGCUGCGAAUGGGAUUCGGCAGCAGGUGGACAGCAGCGUGGACACUAACGGCAUUCGUCGGAGUCAUCGUAACCGACGCAUGCCGAUGGAGGUACUGGCCCGUAAUCCGAUGAUAUCGCAAACUGAUGGACCGAUGUACUGCAAUCCUAAUGUGCAGGAAAUCUUUAAGCGCUGUUGCGAGCUGGAAAGGGGAAAAAUGCCCAAAAAAUCUUCCAAGAAACGGACGAAAGUUGCGAAAAAACAGUCGGCAGCACCCUCUCCGCCUGAGGAGACAGACGGUAGUGAGGGUCAUAAUGUUCAUCAGAAGUCGAACGAAAAGACGCAACCGGAAGAGCAGUUCGACAAUGAAGGCUUUAGGAUUCCAUCGGAGCUGCCUAAGAAGAAGAGUGCAUCUUCCAACGGACAUGACUCUGGCCUUGGUUCGGCAGUCAUGACGACCGUUAGCGAGGCGCACACGGUGGUAUCCGGCGACAGCGGUUCAGCUGCCGGGAAACCAAUGCAAGCAACAAACGCCGGCAACAGUGAGGAUCUUUUGGCGCAAAAACGACAAACCAUGGACUGGAUGCUGAGACUGAUGGACAACCAGCAGCAACGAAGACCGCAGAAGGUACCAUCGGCGGAAGUAGGCUACCAGCAUUUCUCGUUGGAUCAUUUGGAGUUCAAGCAGCUGCGAGAUGUAGAGUACUCUUUCUACACCUUCUCAGAAGCGGAACAGUUUGGGUUCAUCCGGUUACCGCCGAAUGGAAAGAAGAACUUGACGCGUGCAAAAAAAUGUUUGCUGAGGUUUCUCAUCCUCAACGGUGCACUUACUUUCACGAUCGAAAACGGCCAGUUGCAAGUUAAGGGAGGCGAUUUCCUGAUAUUAUCCCCUGAUUCUCGGUACGAGAUUCAAAACGGACCAGAAACGUCUAUACUGUUCAUGAUGAAGACCAUUGUGCCAAAAGACCGCGUGGUGAAAUAGGCGACUAGUACUAGGUGAACGAAAAAUUGAGAGAAAGCUAUAAAAAGAUUGUUAUUUUUCCGAUAUAAAUA
Anopheles cruzii is the source of this 3782-nucleotide messenger RNA. RefSeq lists its product as uncharacterized. The record is from RefSeq and is a predicted model, not a curated record. NCBI's taxonomy places the organism in Eukaryota, Metazoa, Arthropoda, Insecta, Diptera, Culicidae. The transcript has 6 exons. The coding region runs from base 1 to 3711 and encodes 1236 amino acids.